AUGGACAAACCAGAGCAUUACACUUGUCAUGAUCUUGAAUGUGUAUUCUGCAUCAGUGCUUCAAGCUUGGUGAAGAACCGCUAUGAAUCAUGGUUGUCAUCUAAUGGAUUCACUCUAUCUCCCUUCCACAUCAGAUGGCACACUGGCAUCUUCAACCAUCUCUUUGCCAGAUGUGCCCAUCUCAACCCUCGCUUUUUGUACAUCUGGAUCAGUGCUGGUAUGGUGUUUGGAGGUCUGCCGAUGUUGUUUGUGUCUGUGGUUCUGCUGAGCAAAACUUUACCUCAGACUCUGAGUCAGAUGUUGGCAGAGCCAGAGGGAUCCCAUGAACAAAUCAUGCAAGUGCUGGUACCUGGUGUGAACCUGCCUGUCAGUCAGCUGGCCUAUUUCUUCAUUGCUAUCUUGGUCAGUGGCGUUGUACAUGGGUUUGGCCAUGGGGUGGCAGCACUGAGGUGUUUGGCACAACUUCAUGCUAUGUGUCAUGGCCCUCAGCUUCCUGAUCCUGCUGCCCAUCAUUCUGUUUCCCUUCUACUACACUGGAAGGGCUCUCCCUCGAGUGGACCUCGUGGGCUGUUUUUAGGAGAUCUAGUCACCCGGCUGGAAGAUUGCACUGUUAGGGGAGUGCAAGACUGGCACAACUGUGUUCAACAUCUGUCCCAUAAUCCUCAGACAGGCUACUGCAUCCAUACUGCCAAGCUACAACUGGAUGGAUGGGAGAGGUAUUGACUAGCCUAAUAAAUAAAGAGAAUUCAUUGCUUAGGUUAAAUGUUCCUAAUUCUAACACAGCUCUUUGAGUACUUGAUUCUGAUUUGUCAAUCGCUGUAUUCUGUGGUUAAAUGUUUUUGUGUAAUGACUGUUAAAUUGUAUAAGUAACUUUUAUCCCAAAGCGGCACAUUAAUAUUUCAUGCCCAUUUAUUUAUUUAUUUGUUAAUUAUCCAUGUAAUAAGCUGGAUGAUGUACAGUCAGCUGGUCAUUAUUGCAAAAUAAACCCCUUCAAGGUGAUAUCAGGUUUAUUUUUUUAUACACAAUUUAUUUUUACAUAUAUUGGAAAAAUAAAAUAAAAAAUGUAAGCAAAUUUCAGUGAUAUAACUAUAUUAUUAAUUAUAUAUAAAAACAAACAGACAUCACGAUAAAUACAUAAAACAGACAAAAUAGCACCAAGAAAAAGAAAUACAAAAAAUGUGACAACAACAAAUCCAACAUUAACACAUUCCAUUAAAUUAUUUGAUUUGUGGAUAGGAGAAAUCAAGGUUUAUUUUUAGACAAUAACCAUCUGGCUGUAUGUUAUUCGUUAAUAAUCACAUUAUCAUGCCUGGCCAAAGAACUGAAGGUAAUAUUUGAUAGAUGAUGCGUCUAACUCCUGAUUUCUUUCUUCUACACAGCAUAUAAACGCCUUGAUGGCACUAUCGAGUGCUGUAGUAACAACAGUAUGACAAACCUCUGCUUCUCUUUCAGUAAUAACCGAGAGCGCAAACUGGUAAGACGGUACACA
Molecule: messenger RNA, 1489 nt
Organism: Xyrauchen texanus (razorback sucker)
Lineage: Eukaryota; Metazoa; Chordata; Actinopteri; Cypriniformes; Catostomidae
Gene: mbtps2
Product: membrane-bound transcription factor peptidase, site 2
Biological process (GO): membrane protein intracellular domain proteolysis; regulation of response to endoplasmic reticulum stress
Cellular component (GO): cytoplasm; membrane
Molecular function (GO): metalloendopeptidase activity
Source: RefSeq, a predicted model, not a curated record